UUGAAGAGGACUGGGUAUUUUCAGGCAGACAUAUUGUUAACUAAACUUUACCGAGGACAGAUGUGAUAUAAACUGUAAAAGAAAUACAUUUAUUUACCCUUUUAUUCCUAUUUUUUCUAGUUGAAACCUACAGUAAUACCUAUGUUAUUUUAUAUUGAAAUAAACAUGAUUUUAAUAAGUAAUUUUUUGAUUGUCAGCAAAGAUGAAUUGAUAAAAUGAUUAUACUUGUGACCCACAUAAAUUAAUAGGUCAGGUAAUCAUCUAAGAUUGUCGCCCAUGAACGAACUCUAAUAUGUCUAAUAAUUUACAGUGAAUAUUGAUGAUGCUCCUUGUGUUUUUCUUUUAAACCUAAUCAUUGGAUUGUAUACUCCAUCUCAAAGGCAAAAGAUCUUUAAAUUGGUAAGUAAUUAUUGUAUACUAUGUUUUCUCAUGAAACGCUCAUGAAUGCGGUUUCAUUAAGUAUCGUAACCAUAAUGCAUGCUAAGGUAUUCACUGCUAUUGCAAACAAUUAUUAGUGAACACAAGAACACAAAGAGCUAAUAUGGAUAAUGAAAUCCCCCAUGAGCACAUCUGAUACUUUUGCGACCUAAUCAUUUUAUAAAAAGCAGUCUUAAGUAACGAUAUCAUUGUAAUAUUACAUUAGACCAUGACAUUGACAAAGGAGCACGUAUAGUGAGAGACAUUCCUACCAUUUCAAUCAUAUUUCUUUACUGCGUUAGAACAUUUAAAAGUAGACAGCGCUUAUUCAACAUCGAUUAUACAUUUUACGAUAAAUGCUGGUGUGAUAUUAGAAUAAAAUUCUUAUCAGAGACUUAUCUAGGAAUGCUUUAAUCUGUCAUUUACGAGACCAAAGACGGUUUAAGGUAUGAUUCGGGUGUGUUCACUGUUUCUUUUAUUCAAAUGUCGCAAUUAUUAUCAACUACCAUACGUAUCUAAUUAUACGCUUUACCUGGUUGGACAUACGAACUUCAGUUAUUGGAGUGGUCCCCCCACCGAGUCCGACCAAAUAAGACUUAAAGUUUAUUUUAAUCGCCUUAGUCUGGUAUUACUAUUGAAAGUUGCGUGAUUCAAAGUUGUAAGUCAAUUGACGAAAAUCAGCUCAAGAUCUGUAAUGGCAAGUACCGAGGAAGCAAAUGUAAUGGCGAAGAAUAUCUUCGAAAAGGUGGUGGUUGAUAAAAAACAAGAUGAUAUACAGAAAAUUGUGGAAACUGUGGUACAAACAUGGGAGUUAGUGAACAAAGAUCCUCUUAAACAUGGCAAGGUUUUUUACAGAAGACUUUUCACUACCCAUCCAGAGGUCAUAAGUUUGUUUUCAUUUUCCUCUGAAGUAAGAAGCCAGAUGGACGAUAGCUCAGGGUUAAAAAAUCAAGCUUAUUUACUUAUGUCAAUGAUUGACUAUGCUGUUAGUGAGCUGGGUAAUCUUCCAGAACUCACUCCAAAAUUGAAAGUUCUUGGUGCAAGACAUUUCCUUGAUUACGAAGUUAAACCCGAGCACUUCAAGCCUGUUGGCGAGUGCUUACUUUGGACAUUAAAAGUUGGUUUGGGAGAAUUAUUUACAACGGAAGUUGAGAGAGCGUGGACUGUUAUAUACACAAUGCUUGCUGACGUCAUGAUUGAAGGAGGAAAGACUGUGAUGGACGGUGGAUCGAUUAGUGUAAACUGAUCAUAUUACUGUAUCAAACUACUUAUAUCACAUCCUUUCAUCUAAUCAAGCGAUUAUUCACAUGCCCGGUUACUCUGUUUGGUAAUAUUAAACGAGUAUUGCAAAAAUUCCAAAUAUUAAUCACAAUUAUCAUGCAUAUGUGAUUUUUUUAUCGUAUUCAAAUUGUACAGUAUAUACCAUGCAGCAAAGUUCGAUGCAUCACAGUCCUGUCAGUCCACACGCAUAGACCACACGUAUAUCAGUUAUUUUUAUGUGAUAAAUCAUAAUUCUGAUGAUAGUAAUGAGAGGGUUGUGAACUGAAACAUCUGCAAUGCAGAACUGAUUCAUAUAAAAAUAUUUUGUUUUUAAAGCGUUUUAUCAACUCGCUGGGUAAUAGCUACUAUCUAUAUACUCUAUAGUAUGUAGUUUAUAGAUAAGACGCAGGAACACUUGGUUAAAAAUGAUCAAACUUGGUGCAUUUGCAGCAUUUUUGCAUCAUCUGCUUAAAAAAUCACCCCGUGUUGUUUUGUUAUUCCGCGGCAUUCUUUCAAGAAUUAUAAUUUCAUUUUCCGGUCCUAAUUUAAUUUUCACCAAAUUCAGUUUACAAUAUCAAGCAAUUUAUACAAUAAUGAAAUUACGUUUUUCUCAAAUUUGACAACUGAACAAAAUGCCGAAGAGAAAUUGUUUUAACAUAUGCAUGAUUACAAUACAUAGACUACAGUUGUAUUAGUAUGAAUUGCGAUCAUUGCGGUAUGAACGUUCUUAUACAUGCAUGUUCAGUUACAAUGAAAUUAAUAGGAUUAUCGCGCCAAUGGCAAUGUUGAUAUUAUGCAGACGUAAAAAAGAGGUCAGGCGUUUAAUAAAGUUUUGUAAAUUGAAGUGUUGAAAAUCCAAAGAAUUCAGCGACAGAAAUGAAAGUUUAGUUUUGGAUUUUCAGAGACGAGCGUUCAUAACAAUGUCAAUGCUGCAUGCGAAGAAGGAAAUUUUAUCUUAAUACAAAGUGGAUUGUGUAUUGAUAUUAUAAGGGCAUUACUCGUAUUAGGCGGGCAACUACAGCACGUUACUUCAUCAUCUCAAUGGCGUGUAAACAGCAAUCUAGUGUCCCCAGACUAGACGGUUUACCAACUGAAAUAUCUGAGGAAAAAGCAGACGAGAACUCGUUGUCUCAACAGGUUGAAAAAGUUGUCAGAACGUGGGCCUUGGUGAAGAAAGAUAUGGUUGGUAAUGGAAUUGUCUUCUAUGAGAGAUUGUUUAGUGAAAAUCCAGAGUUGAAAAGUUUGUUUUCAUUUACAUCAAACAAGAACAACACUGAGAUGACAUGCGAUGAUCCAGGUUUGAAACGUCAAGCGAAAAUGCUCAUGUCAAUGAUUGAUUUCGCCAUUCGUCGACUUGGAAAUCUGCCAGAACUCAUUCCAAAACUGAAAAAUUUGGGCAAGAGACAUUUUAUUAAAUAUAAUGUGAAACCAGAACACUUUCAGGCUGUUGGCUCCGCCUUACUCUGGACACUGAAAAAAGAAAUUGGUGGUGAAAUAUUCACAUCCGACGUUGAAGCUGCUUGGUUUGCUAUUUAUAGCAUACUUGCUGACGUCAUGAUUGAGGGUGGCAAAGAAGGUCUUGCUGAAAACAAGUGACGAGCUAUAAAACACGUUGCCAUGGUUCAGUACUUUAUUAAAUAAACUCCAUAUGAAUCUGUAAUAAUAACGUCCGCUGAAGGCUUAUAUUGGGCCAGGAAUAAUGGAAACGAGGCUAGUGAAUCCCAGAAUGCAGCAAUGGAGUUGGAAAAAGAAGAAAUUUCACUGACUGCAAAGCGGAAUUAGGAUUGCCACCAGAUGUUUGACUCCCAUAUGAGUUGUCAAUCUAAAUGUAUUUUUGUAUAGAGCACUCUUCUGGUUUCAAACAGAUAUCAGCUCAUAUUCAGCAGCAACGGGGUGUAGCGUGCAUAUUUUAUAGCAGAAACGUAACAAUUGUAAAUAGUUUUGAAGAAGUAAAUAACAAAAUUAUCUGCAGUGAUAAAUUAUCUCUGUAACAAAGUAUACUAAUCACGCUGAUGGAUCUUGCUGUGUGAACACCUGAACUGAAUAAAUUCAAACACAGUCCCAAAUUCGUCAAAAAAAUUGCCGACUCUGGUACAACAGACUGAUUUUUAACCAAUUCUUCCUAAUCUAGGGGACGUAGUUUUCCAUAAAACCUAUGGACACUGGACACACCUAAUUAACCUAGUUAUCCUCCAUUUUUGCGAGCAAUUUUCCCAGGGGGGGGGAAAGUUUCUUUCCGGUUAAAUAUUGAUAUGCAAAUUUUAAACAAAUCAUUGAAUACGAAAUGUGAAAUAUUUUAUAAUUUAUCAUUAAAGAAUAGUCGAAAGUUACUGUAAAAUUUGUACUUCCAAUAUGUCAGACCUUGAUACCCUUAUGGAAAUGGGAUUUCCCAAGAACAGAGCUGAGAAAGCUUUGGCUGUUACAAGGCAUCAGGGUGUGCAAUCUGCUAUGGACUGGUUAUUUGCACAUGCUGAUGAUUCAGAUAUUGAUGAACCACUGAAACCUGACCAAGGACAUACACUUGGAGCCGAAACUAAAACUCCUGAUGAAAAUCAUGAACAAGAAACAAAUGGUGGUGCAGUGGAACUAACUAAUGAACAAUCUGCUUCAGCUCAAGCCCAGUCCUUAAAAUGUGAAGAGUGUGGAAAGUUGUUAAAAACUGAAGCCCAAGUGCAGAUGCAUGCUGCUCGAACUGGUCAUCAGAAUUUUGCUGAAUCAACAGAAGAAAUAAGACCAUUGACUGAGGAAGAGAAAAAGGCCCAGUUAGUAAAGUUACAGGAAAAGAUUGUUGAAAAACGUCAAGAACGACAAGAGAAAGAGAAACAGGAGAAUGUUGAACGCGAGAAAAUCAGGCGAAAAACUGGCAAAGAAAUGACAAACUUCAAGCAAAAAUUUGAGAUGCAAGAAGCUCAAAAGAUUGCAGAACAGAGAAGACGUGAAAAGUUGGAGGAGAAGAAACUGAGACAAAAACUGAAACAACAGAUUGCUCAGGAUCGUGCUGAGAAAGCUUCACAGUCUCCUUCAACUGGUAAACCCACAAGUCAUGUAACUACAUCAUCAGUACAGCCAGGGGAUCAACAAUCUGCCACCAAAGAAUACACUACAUGCAGGCUGCAGUUCCGCCUAACAAAUGGUACAGCAAUCACAGGGACAUUCAAGCCAACAGACCUGCUAUCAAGUAUUGUGUCUUUUGUGGAGUCUAACAGAACAGAUGGUUCUUUGCCAUUUACUUUAUCAACUAUGUUUCCAAAGAAGACUUUUAAUGAAAUGGAUAUGAACAAGUCUUUAAAGGAAUGCAACUUAGUUCCAUCGGCGGUGUUAAUUUUACAAAGACAAUGAGCAAGAAGUACUUUACUUUGUGUUAUGUGAAAUUAUUGUGAUAAUAUGUCAAGGCUCCUUAGUGUGUAGUUCUGUAUAACACUACUUAAGACUUCUACUUCAGAAGUUUUCUUAUCAUAUCUUAUCUCCCUUGCAAGUCGCAAGUCAUAUUUCAUGUUUGAGAAAGCCACCAUAUUGAGCACCCUAAUCCAAAAAUGGACUUUUUUCCAGAUGGAAAAAAUUGCAUUUUUGGCCAUGAUGAGGCUAAAGCUAGUAGUGUAAAGUCUGUAAGUAGUGAACAAACGUGAAUCAGUUCACUAUGCUUCUAAAUGAAUAACUAGAGAGAACAGACUUUACCUCACCUAUGAAUCUAACCAUCUUAGUACAGUAUGUACAAGAGGGGAAGAUGAUUUU
Molecule: messenger RNA, 5409 nt
Organism: Dendronephthya gigantea
Lineage: Eukaryota; Metazoa; Cnidaria; Anthozoa; Malacalcyonacea; Nephtheidae
Product: UBX domain-containing protein 1-like
Exons: 19
Coding region: 4030-5016 (328 amino acids)
Molecular function (GO): protein binding
Source: RefSeq, a predicted model, not a curated record